AUGAUCAAUCCAUACGCAAUCCGGCAGCUACUGCGGCCGGCGCACGUUGACGAUGUGAAAGUCGUCCUCGCUGUCAGUAACGACUGUAUUGCUAGUGGCUCGAGAGACGGAUCCAUUGGCAUAUGGAAAUUGGAGACUACAGAUGAAGAGGCAGGGAGCUCCAGUUCUUUUCAGCUCAAGGCACUCCUUGGAGGACAUGGGGCGUACGUCAACUCACUGGCAUACAUUCCAAAUGGUGAUCCUUCCUCGGCAUACAUAGCUUCUGGCGGGAACUCAACCAUGAUCUUGCUUCACUCGCUUGAAACUCUAGAUCCCGAGUCAACGCACGCCUUGCUUGGACACUCGCUCAACGUCUGUACAUUGAGCUAUAGCCCUCAAAGGUCCCGUCUGAUUAGUGGAAGCUGGGAUAAGACGGCGAGAGUGUGGAAGAAGCAUGAUCUUAUCGAUCAUGAUGAAUCAAAUGAGGCCCUGUGGGCUACAGAGCUACUUCUGGAAGGGCACGUUGAAGCCGUUUGGGGCGUUGCGAUAGUGGAGGAAGGACCUAAGGCGGGUCAUUAUCUGACAGGUGAGGCUUGUGAUCCUUCGGACCGUCUGAUCAAUCUGUGGGAUCCUUCUGGUAACAUGCUCCUGCGUAUCAAAGGAUCCCCUGAACCCGUCAGGAGUAUCAGCAUGGAUGGCAACACGUUCAUCAGCGCGUGUAAUGAUGGGCUGGUCCGGAGAUGGGACAUGACGGGGAGCGUUUUACAGAUAUACAGAGGCCACACGGACUAUGUCUAUCACGUCGUUGCGCGAGAUGGCCAGAUCGUUUCUUGCGGAGAGGAUCACUCCGCGAGAGUAUGGGCAUCUGAGCCGGAAGCCCGAGUGUUGCUCCAUCCCUGCCAAAGCGUGUGGAGUGCUGACAUCCUACCGAACGGGGAUAUCGUCACAGGCGGAUCUGAUGGAGUCGUGAGAGUAUGGACCGCAGAUUCGGGGAGGACAGCCACGGAAGAGGCGCAAAAUGCCUACGAGCUUGAAGUUGAGGAGGGGAUGAAACUGUUCAAACAGGAGAAGGUGGCUGAUGCAACAUCGGCAAAUGUCACGACCAAGUCGCCGCAAAGUCUCACGAUCGAUAUUGACAUUAGGCGAGUAUAUGGAAAAAUGGAGCUGAUGCUCAGUGAUGACGCCGAUCCUAUACCCUUGACAAUCUCCGUUGGCGGUGGGUCUCGCUAG
Kockovaella imperatae is the source of this 1209-nucleotide messenger RNA. RefSeq names its product WD40-repeat-containing domain protein. Bases 1 to 1209 code for a protein of 402 amino acids. Gene Ontology annotation, cellular component: nucleus; cytoplasm. The transcript has 6 exons. Gene Ontology annotation, biological process: ubiquitin recycling; proteasome-mediated ubiquitin-dependent protein catabolic process. NCBI's taxonomy places the organism in Eukaryota, Fungi, Basidiomycota, Tremellomycetes, Tremellales, Cuniculitremaceae. The record is from RefSeq and is a predicted model, not a curated record. Gene Ontology annotation, molecular function: ubiquitin binding.